AUGCCCCUUUCCGCAUUCCCCCUUCCGCAUUCCCCCUACCGCAUCCCCCCUUCCUCAUUCCCCCUUCCGCAUUCCCCCUUCCACAUUCCCCCUUCCCCAUUCCCCAUUCCAAACUCUUGGUCCCGCAUUCUCCCAUCCGCAUCCGCCUUCCCCCUUCCGCAUUCACCCUUCCCCAUUUCCCCUUCUGAAUUCACCCUUCCGCAUUCCCCCAUCCGCAUUCCCCCAUCCGCAUUCCCCCUUCCGCAUUCCCCCUUCCGCAUUCCCCCUUCCGCAUUCCCCCUUCCCCAUUCCCCCUUCCGCAUUCCACCUUCCGCAUUCCCCCACCCGCAUUCCCCCCAUCCGCAUUCCCCCUUCCGCGUUCCCCCUUCCGCAUUUCCCCAUCCGCAUUCCCCCUUCCGCAUUCCCCCUUCCGCAUUCCCCCUUCCCCAUUCCCCCUUCCGCAUUCCACCUUCCGCAUUCCCCCACCCGCAUUCCCCCCAUCCGCGUUCCCCCUUCCGCAUUCCCCCUUCCGCAUCCCCCUUUUUCCCCCCCAUGCCUCAUGUUUCCCCCCAUUCUAUUCCCAUGCCCUCCCUCCCCCCCCAGGCCCCAUGUUUCCCCCCUGCCCCAUGUUUCCCCCCUGAGACCCUUGUUCCCCACAUGCCAGACCCAUUUCUCCCCCCUUGA
Molecule: messenger RNA, 663 nt
Organism: Closterium sp. Naga37s-1
Lineage: Eukaryota; Viridiplantae; Streptophyta; Zygnematophyceae; Desmidiales; Closteriaceae
Source: the annotation of a GenBank genome assembly